ACAACAAGUUGUGACAAUAUAACUUGCAUACUUUCAGGGAUUACAUGCAGCGAUGUCAUAAUAGGGAUUUGCAGUGAUUCAAUAUUGGUCGGUGUGAAUAGGUCUGGGAGAGUAGUUCCUUGGUACUUAAGGGUCGAGAAUUUGUGCAUACAUUCAGAUGAAUGCAUGCACGGCAUCUGGGCAGCUCGCUCCCUGGCACCAGCUCUCCCACACAGAGUUCCUUUUUUUGUCUCUGUGUUCAAUGGAAAAACUCACAGGUUUACACAGAUUGUUGGUAAAAAUCCGCCUCGGGCAAAGAUUACCCACCAGUGUGAGUCAGAUGCAGUUUGGCUCAUCUCCAGGCGAGACAUGAUGACAUUUGUAGACUGAGCCCGUUGAAUAGAAGCAACUGGUGUUGAUAAAGAGGAGGAAGAGGAGACUCGACCCACACAGUUUCACUUACAGCCAGGUCAGGACGAGACGCCAGUAUGGGGGGAGAAAAGUCAUCGGGCCACAUUUAGGUGGAACGGGGCGAUGACUUUCAAUCUCAACUUCCUGCCAAUUUACAGAUCACACCAACUUUUACAGUCACUCUGGGAAAUCAGCUCUUGUUGCUGGCCGGGGUCGGUCACACAAGGAGGGCCGUCAGCCUCCAGAGGAUGGCUGCGACGGUUCUUGCUGCUGAAGCUGGUGACGGUGCUGCUGUUCCCACAUGGAGCAGGCGUUCAUCUGCUGUUGGGAUGCAUGUUGAGCCUGCGUGCUCUGCUGCUGCUCCGCUCCCCUAACAUCUCCACCAAGCCCUCCAACGUGUUCCUGGGCCAGCUGGCACUCUGCGACGGGCUGGUCCUGCUGCAGUGGGCCCUGUGGCUCGGAGCAACGCUGGCCUGUUGGAUGGGGGAGGGUGAGAUGGGCCUCAUGAAGACGAAGGAAUCGGUUUGGUGGAGGGAGGCUGUGAGUGUGCUCUGUCAGCAGCUGCUCGACGCGCACCACCUGGCCUCUCUGCUCCUGCUGGGCCUGCUGGGGCUGGAGGCCACACUAGUGUCACACUGGCCACAGCAGACUCGGAACCUCAGGACUUCUCACUGGGCUCAGCUCAGCUGUGGCCUGGUCUGGGUACUUGUGCUGCUAGAACUCAUGAUGUCACUACCCUAUGAGUUUUUACAGUUCUUCAACCUUCACAUUUACUCCUCAACACGUCAAGACUCUCAAAAUGCACAUGUGGGUUUAAUGCCUCCGUCCUCCCUGCCUGCUUUCUCCCCCUUGCUGAGGAGGACGUUAUGGCUGAUCAAUCUAUGGUUACAUUAUGCGUUCUUCUGUAGUAAACCACAGAGGAGAAAGAGCUCCUUUCAUUGAAACAACACACAACUGUCUGGUAUCUGCUACUUUAAUACAUUUCAUUUAUAAAAAUAAAUGAAUGUUUCGUGGAUAUCAUGGGAAAGAUAUUUAUAUAUGGGCCUUACAAUGAAGCAAUUGAAACUGUGUUUACAGGUGGCUAUAACAUCACACAAAGUGACAGUGUGUGUUAAUGCACUUUCGG
Molecule: messenger RNA, 1516 nt
Organism: Hippoglossus stenolepis (Pacific halibut)
Lineage: Eukaryota; Metazoa; Chordata; Actinopteri; Pleuronectiformes; Pleuronectidae
Exons: 2
Coding region: 514-1332 (272 amino acids)
Source: RefSeq, a predicted model, not a curated record